Messenger RNA from Manduca sexta (tobacco hornworm), 6742 nucleotides. Its product is annotated as transcription elongation factor B polypeptide 3-like. Lineage: Eukaryota; Metazoa; Arthropoda; Insecta; Lepidoptera; Sphingidae. The coding region runs from base 276 to 2501 and encodes 741 amino acids. The record is from RefSeq and is a predicted model, not a curated record. Gene Ontology annotation, cellular component: nucleus; elongin complex. The transcript is spliced from 10 exons. Gene Ontology annotation, biological process: transcription elongation by RNA polymerase II.
AUUCACAUGAACAUCCCUAUUGUACUUAUGAGUUAUGACAAAAAUGGUGCCCGUUUACCAGCUGGCACUUAUUGUCUGAUGAUAAAAAAUCAUCUCUACAAUUUAAUAAUACACACCUGGAAUGGCGACUGUGCUUGAUUCAAUUAAACGUUAUCAGCAUAUUAUAGAAAGUAAUUCAGACGACGAACAUAAAAUUUUAAAAUGCAUAAACAGAUUAUAUCAUUUGGCCGUAACAGUUCAACACUUACAAGAUACAGGUGUGGGACGGACAAUAAAUGCCCUACGAAAAGACCCUGGAGCAGUGGGCCCUGCAGCUCGCUCUCUUGUUCAGAAAUGGAAGGAGAUGGUGGAAGCAGACGAGAGUGACGAGGGAUGGACAUCAAUAUCAUGAAACAUCAACACAUAACGGCCAUGGCAGCGGAAGAGAAUCAGAUGAUAAUGGAAGGCAGGAUAUAAGAUCCAGUAACACUAAUUCUACCUCUAAAAUGAAUGGUACUAACAGUGGAACGAAGAGGGAAUAUCAGAGUAGCGAGGAUGAAGAGUCUAAUGCAAAAAGGUCAAAAUAUUCGUAUGAUGACCAUAACAAAAAAAGUAGUAAAUCUAGAAAAGAAGAACCUGUGAAAUUAAGAAAAGAUGAUUCUGUUAAAUCGUCAAGAAGAGAACCAGAAUAUGACAGUCAUGAAUCAGAUGCUUCAGAUUCUGACCAGAGUAAUUCUUCAGAGUCUUCUGUUGAAUACAGCAAAAAUAAAAAGCCGGAUAACAAGGAGUCAUCAAGUAAUCACAAAUCGUCAUCUAAACACUCCUCCCACAAUAAUCAUGUUACCGAAAAAAGGGACUCUUCCAGCUCCAAAAAAUCGAGCCAAAAAGAAAGAUACUCUGAACAUCACAGUUCAAGCAGCAAAGAGAGACAUUCAUCUGAAAAAUCAUCAAGUAAAGAGAAGUCUCACAGACACGACAAAGAGAGUUCACACAAACACAAGAGUUCUGAUGAUAAUAAAGAUUCAAUACCUGACAAGAAACAAAAAUCCGAUCAUAAAUUAAGUAGUAAGGAAUCUAAAACUUCAAGUAAACAUAGUAAGUUAGAUGAUAAUAAAUCGCAUAAACAUGACUCCAGUGACAAACAUAAAAGUAGUUCAGAAAAGCAUAUAAGCAAAUCUGACAAACACAGGAGUUCAAGCCAAUUACAAAAUACUGACAAGGAAAAGCAUAAACAACCAGAGCCAGAAGUAACUAAACAUAAAUCAAAGGAUAGUCAUAGCAGUAGUUCCAAGGAGAAACAUAGUUCCUCUAAUAAGGAAAAAUCAAAAGACAAAAAUAAUUCAAGUAGAGAUAAGUCCAGCAGUCACAAUAGUGACAAACAUUCAUCAUCAAGUCACAGUAAAUCAAGUAGUAGUGAACAUAAAAGCAAAUCUGAGAAACAUGAAAUUAAAAGUAGUGAAAAGAAAUCUAGAAGUAAGUCUAGUUCAUCGUCAGAACAUAAAACUGUCAAAUCCAACAGUAAGACGCAGGAAGAUGUACCAAAGAAAAAGGAUAAUGAAAAUCAUGAAGACAGUGACGAUGGAAUCGAUUGUGGUUCAGGUGCCAGUUUCGCUGAGGCUCUUGGCAUGAUAAGCCCUGCAAAACCCAAAAAGAAAUUACCGCACAUUAAAGAUAUACAAUCACCCAAUAGUUCAUUUACUAAUGAUUUGAGUCCAGCUGCCCUAUUAGCGCCUACAGCCAAAUUAGCCCCUCUACCAGCAUUAGAGAUUACUGCUUUGCCAGAAAUUUCACCCAAUUACCGACCAAGGCCGCCUCCAAAGGCCCUAAUGCAUUUCACGGAUGAUGAAGCUCUAAAUGCGGGCAUAUCUUCCAAAAACCAAAGAACCAAAGUUUACUCGGGAAAUAAAGUGAUUGGAAAAAUACCAUCACUUUACGAAAUGUGCGUUCACAUACUUCAGGAACAUAUAGACGCUCUCGAAUUCACCGGUGGGGUGCCAUACAAUAUUUUAAAGCCAGUGGUAGACAGAGCAACACCGGAACAGCUGUUCACGCUGGAGCAUUAUAAUCCGUACCUAAUGGAGGACACCGAUCACCUCUGGCAAAGGUUCUGCGAGAAAAGUUUCAGGAACAAACAACGACGUGAAAUGGAGUCCUGGAGAGAAAUGUAUCUGAGAUGCCAAGAAGAACAAGAACACAGAUUGAAAGCUCUAACAGCCAACAUUAAGAUAACACAGGAAGCGAAAAAAGCUCCAAUCAAACAGACAAAAAUGGCUUAUGUGGAUACUGUUGUGAAGCCCCCACGCAAUAUUGCUAGAAAACAAGCGCUGCACGGCACUGCGCACGCGUCGACAGCGAGUCCGGCCGCCAGGGUGGCGUCGCUCGCGUCUGCGCCGAACGUGGCGCGUGCGGGCUCGGUCCGCCCGCCGCCGCCUGUCACUACAUCGUCCUCUUCUGCCCACAAGCCCAAAAAAGCUCCUCUAAUGCAAAAAGCGCUGCAAUUCAUGCGAGGGCGCAAACGAUGAUGAUUCUGUUACCACUAAUUUAGUCAUUAAUUGUGAUGUUUAUGAGGCGUGCACGCCAUUUUGAGGACCGCACCAAAUGUAAAAUCUUUUCUGCCUGAAUAGGGUAGUCGGCUUUAAUUAUUUUCCUUUUAUCUAAAAUUUACGCAAUACAUACCUAACACAAAGAAGAAGCCCAUUAAAAAAUAAACAAGUUACAGAGUUUUAAAACAAAUGAAAGUGGAAACUCAAAUAACAGAAAAGAGAUAAUAGACAGGUGUGACAAUGCAGAUUGUAAUCAUGCGGGCGUAAGAAAGAAAUACCCAUACCGCGAGCCAACUUUUAUGUAUUGCAAUAUUUGACAUAUGAAUCUCUACCUCAUUUGCUAAUAGUUUUGAUACUAUAUUCAGUUUUUUUUUUUUUGUUUACUAUCUACUGCGUGUAAAAUAAUCUACAAAAUGACAUUUAGACUCAGUAACUACCCUAUUAUCUCAUUAAUAACCAUAGCCAUACCGCCAUUAGUGUGCGUGUAGUGUGUUGGGGUUACGGACUUGAUUCGUACUUCCGGAUGGAUUUUAAAAAAUUACGGUUAAAGAAACUUUAUUAUCUCAUAAGAAUUCGAUUCACUUACAUGAGAUACAAACAAAAUAAAAUAAGUUGAAAAAUUAAGGCUCAAAUUGGCGUACUCGUCUAGUAAUUAGAAUAGGUAGGUGAUUACUUUCCACAUUGAAUGAAAUAUCUACAAAUUGUUGGAAAUACAUGACUGAUUGAAAUAAUCGAAACUAAAUUAUAGCUCAUUUCAUCCACGAAGACGAACCUCACCAUUUUAUGAGCGUAGUGUGCGUGACGCGUGUGCACUCACGCUGCUCACACACACUGUAAGCGAGUAAUAAAAGUAGGUGAGCGCGUUUUCGUGGAAGAAAUUUUCUAUGUUAUAUUGUAUACUUUUACAAUAAUGAUAUUUAAAUACUAUACACAUCUCACAAAAGGGCAAGAUUUAAUGUGAAAAUAAUAAUAUACUUUCAUAAAUUUUAAUUUUAUUUAUUUAUUACCUCAUUGAUUAUUAUAUUUCUUUGAUAUUUUGUCAAUAUAUAUUUUUUUGUAUUUAUAUAAACUAUGUUAUGUAAUUUAUAACUAUCCUUUUCAACCAAUAUUUCUAAGUCAAUUGGUCGCACUCUUCCUUUUAACUGGAAAAAGUAAAUCGAUAGUUCACAAUAGGGUACCGGACUCAUUUUUGUUCUUUACUUUUAUCAAAUAUUUACAUAAUAUAAAUUAUAACGCAGAAGGAAUUUUUAAAAUCCGGUAAAAAAUCAACAAGUUAUAAGUCUUUGAAUUUCGGUGGAAGGGGUAAUUAACAAGAAACAGAAGAGACGAAAUAUCCACAUGUGACGUCAUCGGGAAUUACGACGCGUGCGAAAGAAAGAGGUGUAGCGAUAUCCCCACAUCGCGCCCACUUCUGCACAUUACAAUAUUUUAAAUAUGAAUUACUCGCUCAUUUUUUAACCAAUUUUUAUGCAGUUUUCGCAAGAGUACUUCUUUUUCAUAUUAUUAACCAUUACAUAUAGAAUAAUAGACAAAAUCAAGCAUAGGCCGGUCCCCUAUUAUGUGGUAAUGAAAUCACGAGUCCCGGUAAGAUAUCCAUAGUAUCUAAAUAUCAUUAACAUACAUGAAUUUUAUUUAACAUCAAUUGCACUGUAAAAUAACUUUUUCCGAUUUAUGUUUAUAUAAAAUCACUAUAAUUUUUAUGGUUGUAGUUAAGCAUAGUCGGUUAGGGUCCAAGACAGCUGCGAUUCAACUUAUGCUGAGUUAUUAUAAAUACAGUUGAUUUUGGUUGAUCUUUAUUAUGAUCUUCGACUAUUUUUGCCUCACGAUUACGCGUAUCGUUAAAAGGGCUGUAGCAUAAGAGUUAAUUACAAAUGUUACACUUGCGCGUCACGUUUUUUUUUAUAGUAUGCAUACUUUUUAAAUAGACAAAAUAAUUAUCGUAGAUCAAGAUAGCAAUGCAAAUAAAUAUUUUAAUUAAAAGUUGUCAUUAAGUUCUCUGAAAGCUGAUGUACUGCAUAAAAGUUUGUAGCAUGACAGAAGCUAGAAUAUAAAAAAGGAAAAAGUAAAUGUGCCAAAGCAGGUUUUUUACUUUCCUGGUCAGUUUAGCUAUUCUGUAAGAUUACACUAUCGACCUCGCAUCGGAAUCCGCAGUGAUAUAGAAAGUGUUGUUUUGCAUCUCUGCUGUAUAGAGUCCAUUGUAACAAUGUAAGUCUUACCUCAAACUGGAUUCCGAAUAUUUAAAUAAAUUAUUUUACGAUCAUUUAGAAUUAACCCCCACGUACAUAUAAAAAUAGGACCCCACGGCAACGCGAAUAGCCCACACACACACACGGACGGCACCAGCUGUUUCCAAUCGACACGGCUAGUCCGCGCGGCCGCGGCGCGCGUCAAAGCACUUGUGUGUGUAUGCUGUGUGGUGCGAAAAUCAUCGUUGCCACACGGAGUGAUUCCCAUUACACGGGUGGUUUUAUUUUAAAUUUAUUUUUAAAAAUGUAAUUUUUGGUACUUAUUUGUUCAUUGAUUCGUGUUCUAUAAGUGAAGUAUACCGACCUCCGUAUAUUUUUGCGGGGAUGCAAAACAUCACCUUGUUACCAUACUAGCGCCACAAGGUGAGUAUGUGAGUAUAUAAGCGGUAUUCUGUAAACAAUGAUAUCUAUUGUCACAUUGACGUUAUCGCAUAAUAUCUCUGGUGAUUUCAGUCACCUCACUUCACGCUGUAGUUUUAUAGAAUUGCAGUACGGGCUAUAAUUCUUUCAACAUGUUUUGAUUGACAUCAGUGUGAACAUGUCCAUUGUGCGAACAAUUCUUAUAGUAUGAAUGAGGCUUUAGGUACAUGUAAAAUUUUAUGGUAAAGUAUAGGUAUUUAAAUUUUUUCUUAUAACACCUAAAGACAUCUCCGAUUGAUUUUUGUAACGCAUAAGUAAUUAACUUUGUUCUACAUUGUAAUACAUAUAUAGCACCUUUAAUAAAAUAAUACUUAUUAUGAAUUUUGAACCUCAAAUAAUGAUAAAGUUUUACUUAUUGUAAAUAAAUCUGUCACAGGUCAUUAUAAUUGUACUUAAUACAAUUGCAAUGACUAUAAUAUUUAAUUGCAGUUAUUAUGGCCGUAAUACACACUGUCAUUAUUAUUACUCAUCUGUUAAAUAAUAUUUUUUGUUCCUUUCGAAACCAAAAAUAGGCAGUGUACAAAAAUGUAAAGUAGGAACAAAUAACUAAUCAAAAUUUUGUAGUAUGUAAGCUCGAAUAUUUGUAAAAAUAGCAUGUUUUAUUUCAUGUAUUGCAGUAAUUUACAUUUCUUAUUCUUCGCUCUUUUUUGUGGGCUAUUUUAACGUAGAUAUAGGUAAUAGAAUGUGUCGUUUGUACCAAAAUAAUCCCACUGCUGUGAUAUGUUUGACAUAAAACAUAGAAUUAUGGUAUACAUGAAUUUUGUUAUUGUUUUAAAAAUACCUUUCAAAGAAGAUCACUACAUGACGUAGGAAUAUUUCCUUUUACAGUUCUUUAUUUCUGAUACUUUAAAAUAUUUGUAUUGGGGUUUUCUCAUAAUAAAUAAUCUACUUAAAAUCAAAUUUGUCGCCCAAUUGGUUUAGUAGAAACCGCAGCACGCAAAUCGGUGGAUUUUUAAAAGCUGGUUGGAUUCCCAGAUAGUACAAUCAAAAUUCAAGAAUUUUAAGUUUUAAAAAUGUGUGGUGUGCAUAAGAUUGGAAUGUUCCCAAUAUGACGAUAGGUUCGCCCACUAUCGUGUUAUACGACGGCAGCAAGAAACUGUGAGUGCUUAAUAGCACAGGUCUAAUCAUACAUGGAUUCAGGGCGUGAGCUUACGUUAAAAUAAAUUAAAUUAGCAAGUAAUUGUAGAAAUAAAACAGUUAUUUCUUCAUCACAAUAUAAUAUCUUUAAACGUCAUUAUGACACAACAUAAUAUCAGUAGAUAUUAUUAUAUCUUAAUACUGUAGGUAUCAAGUUUUAAACACUUUAAAUAUAAUGUAAUUAUUACCAUUCUUGUAGAAUAUAGACAGUAACAUUAUGUCUAUGUCGUAGUAACAUGAAAAUAUUUAAUGAAAUGUUAUUUUUGUAUAAAUUAAACCUAGAAUUCAUCAUGAAUUGUUUGCCUGGUGACUAGAAUAAAAUUUAAAUCGGGUCCUUAAAAUAGUGCUAUUCCUUAAUUUUUUCUUGUUAAUCAAAUGCCAUUAUUUGUACAGAAAAUACACUUCAGAUUUUAUAAA